Molecule: messenger RNA, 6916 nt
Organism: Amaranthus tricolor (Joseph's coat)
Lineage: Eukaryota; Viridiplantae; Streptophyta; Magnoliopsida; Caryophyllales; Amaranthaceae
Product: 1-phosphatidylinositol-3-phosphate 5-kinase FAB1B-like
Exons: 13
Coding region: 927-6314 (1795 amino acids)
Biological process (GO): phosphatidylinositol phosphate biosynthetic process
Cellular component (GO): endosome membrane
Molecular function (GO): 1-phosphatidylinositol-3-phosphate 5-kinase activity; ATP binding; metal ion binding
Source: RefSeq, a predicted model, not a curated record
AGUAUGUCUCAAAAAUUCAAAUAAUUGAGCACUCGUCUGCUCUUCUCUUCAUCUACCCUUUUCUCUACCACAGCCCACAGGACAAAAAAAAAAAAAAAAAAAAAGAUAAAAAAGCAAAAAGCCAUGCAAUUGAAAAACUGAUGAACCUGUAAUACAUAACGUUAGUACGUUACCAUUAAUUCUGUACAACAAACAGCCUAGAAGCUAAUCAGCCUCGAAUUUAUGGAAAUUAACUUUCUAAAUUCAUUUAAAAAAAUAAUUACAUUCUACGACUAUAAACCCCAAAUCAUGUACUAUCGUCUUUCUUUUUAAUUUCAUUCUACAAGUAUAAAUUCUUAAAAUAGAGAAGUACGUGGGUUGAUCAUGCAUGAUGAUGACAAGAGUCGGGAAGAAUGUCAAAUGAUGAAGACAAAUGAGGAAAUUACAAAAGAUGUAAUCAUCUUUAGUUACGUCUUAAUCAAGGAUGUUUAUCUGUAAAUGAUUUCCGCGCUAAGAAAUGUUGAAUGACAGACUGGAAUGUUGAUGAUUUAUGCAAGUUGUUGAAGUUUGAAUUAAUACUUCGAAGAUUUUGCAUUCGAGGUUAUUCCAAUUGAAUUUUUGUUCUAGAUUUUGACGGAGACGCAAUGUUGGAUUGGUAUGAGCUACAAGCAAUGGUUUCCAACUGAAAUUUUAAUUUGGUGAUCGAGGAUUUCCGGGGUGUAGCGUGGUUUGGCAUCGUGUGAUGUUUAUGUUGUAUUUCUGCUGUGGUUUAUUUGACUUGUUUUCUUGAUUAUUACUUAGUUGAUUAAUUAAUAAGAUUUAGUCAAUUUGAGUUCAUUCCUCCGAAGCCACCUCAAGCUUUGCCUAAUUGAUGUGAGGUGGCCUUAAGGUCAUUGUGCAGUCAAAUGAGCAUUGCACAAUGAGGAGGGGAAGAGGAUUGUCAGUAGAUGGGCAAUUCUAUCAAUAAAGGUUUUGAUCUAUUUAGGGUUCUCAAGACUUGGAUCCCAUGUCGAUUCAGAUCUGCUAAGGUAUCGCGGGACUUUUGGAUGCCUGAUCAUAGCUGUAGGGUGUGCUAUGAUUGUGAUGCCCAGUUUACAGUAUUCAAUCGUAGACAUCAUUGUCGACUUUGUGGUCGAAUCUUUUGUGGCAAAUGCACAGAAAAUUCUGUUCCAGCUCAUAGUUUUCAGUCUAGUGAUUUUCUGGGUGAGUGGGAGAAAGUUCGGGUGUGCAACUACUGUUUCAAGCAAUGGGAGCAGGGUUCAGCUAGUAUUGAUCAUGGGUCACAUGAUCCGAUAGAUUCUGUUUCAGCAGAUAGUGAUGCCAGUUCAAAGUCUAGUGAAUCCGCUUUUCCAUAUCAAUCAGCAAUGAUAGAUCCAUCUGUAGAUGUCCAGUUCACAAAGAGAUCAGGAAGGAGCAAUAUCACUGUCCCCUAUGCAGAUGAUGCUUCUUUAUAUCAAUGUGGAUCGUGUACAAACAGGAGUGAUAAUGAUGAUGAUGAUGACAACGAUGUUUUUGGAGUUUAUAAUUUUGAUUCCCCUGCAAUGAGUACUCAGUUUAAUGGCUUCUAUGGUCCACUUGAAUUCAAUGCAAUGCAAAAUGCCUUUGAAUCGUACAAUUAUGCUUCUGAUAUGGACACUGAUGCAAUAGAAAGAUUGUGUAGCUCUGCUUUUCAGGAGUGUUUCAAUGUGCAAGAUGAUGGCAAGCAUUUAGUUGUGAAGAAGGCAGAUGAUUUUGGUGAUGUAUGUGAAGCAUCCUCAUCUUUGUGUACUAUUGAGGAAGUGAACAAUAUCACUGAGCUUGUGGAUUUUGAGAACAAUGGACUUCUUUGGCUUCCCCCAGAACCUGAAAAUGAAGAGGAUGAUGGAAAUGGUAGUUUUUUUGAUGAUGAUGAUGAUGAUUUAGAAAUCUCAGGAGAGUGGGGUCAUCUGUGGAGUUAUUGCAGUUUUGGUAGUGGUGAAUAUCAUGAAAAAGAGAAGUCUGGUGAAUACCAGAAGAAGGCUCUGAAGAAUGUAGUAGAUGAGCACUUUAGGGCUCUUGUAUCCCAACUUCUUCAGGCUGAGAACAUUCCAGUUACUGAUGACAAUGCUCAAGAGAGUUGGUUGGAAAUUAUUACUGCUCUUUCCUGGGAAGUUGCGACCCUCCUGAAGCCUGACACAAGCAUGAGUGGGGGGAUGGAUCCUGGUGGAUAUGUGAAGGUGAAGUGUGUGGCUAGUGGACGUCGCUCGGAGAGUAUGGUUGUGAAAGGCGUUGUGUUUAAAAAGAGCUUGGCUCAUCGUCGAAUGGCUUCAAGGAUUCAGAAAUCUCGUCUCAUGAUCCUUGGCGGAGCUCUGGAAUACCAACGGGUUGCUAAUCAUUUGUCAAGCUUUGAUACUCUUCUGCAGCAGGAAAUGGACCAUUUGAAGAUGGCAGUUGCAAAGAUUGAUGCUCAUCGUCCUAAUGUCUUGUUGUUAGAGAAGUCAGUUUCUCGUUAUGCACAAGAAUACAUCCUUGCAAAGGACAUCUCUCUGGUUCUUAAUGUCAAGAGACCAAUUCUUGAGCGCAUAGCACGUUGCACUGGAGCUCAAAUAGUUCCCUCAAUUGAUCAUCUUUCAGAGGAAAAGAUUGGGUAUUGCGAUCUUUUCCAUGUGGAUAAGUGUUAUGAAGAUCAUGGAUCUGCUAAUCAAGAUGGGAAAAAAUUGACAAAGACGUUGAUGUACUUUGAAGGUUGUCCAAAGCCUCUUGGUUUCACAAUUUUACUUAGAGGUGCAAAUGGAGAUGAGCUGAAGAAAGUGAAGCAUGUGGUGCAAUAUGGAGUCUUUGCUGCAUAUCACUUAGCUUUGGAGACAUCUUUUCUUGCAGACGAAGGGGCCUCCUUGCCUGAGCAUCUGUUUGAUGAAUCAUUAACAGUAGCUCUUUCAAAUAAAUCCUUAAAUAUAGAUUGUUCUAUCUCAUUGGUGCCUGGCUUCACAUUUCCUGCACAUGAGAAGCAAGGAAACUUUGGGGAGCCCGAAGCUGUGAAUACUAUGUCUACUUCAUUACAUAAUGUUGCAACCGUGCAAAAUACAGAGUUGAUAAAAUCAUUGUCUUUACCUUCAAACACUAUCCUUAAAGAUGCAGGACCUGUAUUAAUCUGCAGUAAUAUUACUAGCCCAUCCAGUAAGCCUUCAGACAUUGUCUCUGGUUCAGAGCAUUGUUGUGAUGAUGUGGCUUCCAUAUUGGAAGUUGACAAGGAAAAUUAUUUUGAAGAACUCAUGAUUUCAGAUGCUAUUGCAGACGAUUUCUGUGAACAGUUACAUGCUCCCCUUGAAGAUGGUCAUUCUGAAUCACAAGAGUCUAUGGACGUUACAUCUGAUUAUACUUGUAUUGCUGAAAAUAUUUCUGGCUCAAAUAAGACAGGUUCUGAGGCUAUCUGUCUUCAACAAGAUGCUAAAAGUGUUUUGCAAAACCAGCCUGGAUCCUUGAAAGAGGCAUUUCCUAAAUCUAUAUCUGAUGCACAAAGCAUCUUAGUUUCCUUGUCAUCGCGAUGUGUGUGGAAGGGGACAGUCUGUGAAAGGUCUCAUGUUUUAAGGAUCAAAUAUUAUGGUAGUUUUGAUAAACCAUUAGGUCGGUUUUUACAAGAUCAAUUAUUUGAUCAGAGCUACAGGUGUCGUUCAUGUGAUAUGCCCUCCGACGCUCAUGUUCAUUGUUAUACUCAUCAACAGGGCACACUCACAAUUUCAGUUAAGAAUUUACCAGAUAUGCUUUUACCCGGAGAGAGAGAGAAAAAGGUAUGGAUGUGGCAUAGGUGUUUGCGUUGUCCCAGAACUAGUGGUUUUCCUCCUGCUACUCGGAGAGUUGUGAUGUCCGAUGCUGCGUGGGGUUUAUCAUUUGGAAAAUUUUUGGAGCUUAGCUUUUCAAAUCAUGCAGCAGCUAGCAGGGUUGCUAGUUGUGGUCACUCUUUACAUAGAGAUUGUCUUCAGUUCUACGGUUGUGGAAAAAUGGUUGCUUGCUUCUGGUACGCACCAAUUGUUGUUUACUCAGUAUAUCUUCCACCUGCUAUAGUUGAUUUUAACUAUGAGGCUCAGGAUUGGAUACAGAAAGAAGCAGAAGAGGUUGUUAUACGUUUUGAAUCCUUGUUUUCUGAGGUGGACGAUGCCAUCAAGCGAAUUGCAAAAAAGAAGUAUGGUGAUUUGGGUGCUGGUGCCAUACCUUCUGAAUCAAGACUUGCUGCCCUUGAGGAACUUCUAGAAUAUGAGAAGACAGAAAUUGAGGAUUUGCGCCAGAAAUUCUUUGACAGGGAGGUGAUAAAGGGCCAUCCUACUCAAGACAUUUUGGAGAUUAAUCGAUUAAUGAAGCAGCUGCUCAUCUUAUCUAGCUUUUGGGAUGAAUGUCUGGUAGAUGCUGCCAAGGAUGACAACCUAGAUGCCCCCAAUGGUUUUAUGGGAGCAAGCAUUCUCACAAGAUCAAACAAUGUUUUUACAGGUGGUGAAGCUCUUCCUCUGGACCAAAAAUUAACGAGAGGUUUUGAUCUGGAAGAAGAAAUUAAGAGUGCUGGGAAACCUAUAGAGACAGCUUUGCAGACUAGGACUAGUUUGAAUCUCACCUGUGACUUUGAAGACCAGAGUGAACCCUCCACUCGCAAUGAGAAUUAUGAGCGGCUUGACCCUUUGGCGUGUGGAUCAACUGUUCGAAGGGCCGUAUCCGACAGUCAGUUCAUAAAUAUUUCUGAUACUCUUGAUGUUUCCUACUUAGGUAAAACUCGGCCAGGAAUUGGGGUUAGAAAAGAUAACAGUUACACAUUGAUGGGGUCGAUUUCAGUUGAUUCUUCAUUGGCGACAGUGGUUGAAAGGUUGGCGCUUAAAAAUCAAGCCAUAGAGAUGGGUUUUGUGAAGGCAUCUUCGUCCUCUUCACCUGUGGCAUCUACUUCUUCAAAAGGUUCAGACAAUGCAGAAGAUACCCUAAACCGAUUGAAGAUUCCCUUUCUCAAUCGCGCUUUAAAUAUUAGCUAUCAUGGAAGUCAUCAAAAUUUUGAUAGAUUUUGUGAGUACAAGCCCACAUACGUAUUAUCAGCCAGGGAUUUGGGGUCGCAAGAUGCAGUUAAGUGGCUUCUGCCUGAAGGUCCGAGUGAAACUGUUGUCCCAAUUUAUGAUGAUGAGCCGACCAGCAUAAUAUCUUAUGCAUUGAAUUCUCAUGAGUAUCACACUCGGUUAUCAGAUGAUGGAGAACGGUCCAAAGUUAUCGAGUCUGCAUCUUCAUUGCCGCUGCACGAAUCAGCCAGCUUUCAUCAAUUUCUUUCACUUGCUAUACUAUUUAGUGAAUUAAACAGAACUCAUUCAAUAGAUGAGAGCAUCUCAUCCCCAUCUCCUACACGCAGUUCCUUCAUGUCAGAUCCACUUUUGUACACAAAGCCAUUGCACAUAACAGUACCUUUUACUGUUAAUGGUCCUAUUGAUAAAGUGAAAUAUACAGUUACUUGUUACUAUGCACAACACUUUGAAGCCUUAAGAAAAGUUUGCUGCCCAUCUCAGCUGGAUUUUAUUAGAUCAUUGAGUCGUUGUAAGAAAUGGGGUGCCCAAGGUGGAAAAAGUAACGUCUUUUUUGCAAAAACUUUGGACGACAGGUUUAUUAUCAAACAGGUUACAAAGACAGAGCUUGAAUCAUUUAUAAAAUUUGCUCCCAAAUAUUUCGAGUAUCUCAUGGAGGCAAUAAAAUCAAGGAGCCCAACAUGCCUAGCAAAAAUUUUGGGCAUUUAUCAGGUUACCUCAAAGAAUUUAAAAGGAGGUAAGGAAUCAAAGAUGGAUAUUCUGGUCAUGGAGAAUCUUUUUUUUAGAAGAAGUGUCGCAACAGUUUAUGACCUGAAAGGAUCUUCAAGAUCACGUUAUAAUUCAAAUUCUAAUGGGAAUAAUAAGGUUCUUUUAGAUCAAAACCUAAUUGAAACAAUGCCGACCUCCCCCAUUUUUGUUAGCAAGAAAGCAAAGCGCUCAUUGGAGAGAGCGGUGUGGAAUGACACUUCUUUUCUUGCUUCUGUGGAUGUAAUGGAUUACUCCUUGCUGCUCGGAGUGGAUGAAGAGAAGCACGAACUAGUAGUUGGGAUCAUUGAUUUCAUGAGACAAUAUACCUGGGAUAAACAUCUGGAAACAUGGGUGAAGACUUCAGGUAUUCUCGGUGGACCUAAGAACGUAUCUCCUACUGUGAUUUCUCCCGAUCAGUAUAAAAAAAGGUUCAGGAAAGCCAUGACUACCUAUUUUCUCAUGGUCCCUGAUAAUUGGUCACUGCCAUGUGCGCUAAGUGCACCAACUGCAAUACCUUGCGAUUCGCCAAGCAAAUUGUGUGAAGAGAACGCUCAAGAGGGUUGUGAAACGAUUGAAAAUCUGUAGAUUGAAAUAUAGUAUGUCCAUAGUAGUUACUGUUAGAUUGAGAUAUAUGUUAUCAUUUGUGAGACAUGUUAAGCGUCUCGUAAAGUGAAGUUUAGAAUGUGUGAUUGGGGUAUAUAUUUGAUGGACUACCUCAUUUUUGAAGGAUGUGUAUGUUUCUGUUGUGCCCUAUUGUAUGGUUGUACUAGCAUUACAAGCUGUAAUUUGACUACAUUUUUGGUAAUGUAUAUAGUUAGUGAAGUUUCAUGUUACCAAUCUUCAAGUCUGAUAUAUACAUUUCUGUGUAAACACUAUAGUGUCUCAUAGCAAACAAAAGGGUGUUCAUUUCAUUUCUUUUCAUGUCUAUUGGACCUGGGUCGGAUCAGGUCAUGUAAUCCGUUUUGAUCAAAUUCAUUUCCGAUUCAUAAAUUGUUGAGAGGUAGUUUUUGUUGAGAGAUCAUCUUUUUGAGCUGCCUAAAAGCAAAUUAAAUCUAAUUCGCGGUUGGAUUUCUGUUCACCAAGAAUGAUUAUUAUUGGAGGUGUUUGAAGAACGGCCGAUAGCAAGUGCCUAGUGGAAUGGUUGUUUCGACAAACUAUUUUUAUCAACUGGUUUGACACGCUAACAA